GAGAGAGAGAGAGAGAGUUCAGUUCUGCAAAGGCCUCUAACAGAUAGGUGUUUGAGGAUUUGUUGGAGACGUUAUUAAGAUAUGGGGGUUAUAAAGAAACAUGCGUUGUGGUCCAUCUUCUUUUUUUCGGCUUAUGCCAUUUCUGACUCGCAGGGCAUAUACCAUGGGAAACAAGGAAAUUCAAUUCCACCUGCAACUGGUCUUGGAGUCAAAGAACAUUUUCAGAUCGUCUCCCAGCACAACAGACUCCGGAGUAGAGUCCACCCGCCGUCUGCGAACAUGCAGAAAAUGGACUGGAGUGAGAAGCUGGCUGUGCUGGCCCAGCAGAGAGCAUCCUCCUGUCCCCUAAACCCCACCCUAGAAGAGGGACACUCUGACCACAUGGGCUGGAACAUCUAUGACUUCACCCCUGGGGCUGCCUCCUUUGCUGAGGUGAUCGAUCUGUGGUUCCGCGAAGGGCAGGACUACAACUACAACAGCGGCCAGUGCAGGCAGAACAGCACCUGCCAACACUACACACAGCUGGUGUGGGCCACCUCCAGUCGGCUGGGUUGUGCGCGGCACUUGUGCGAGAAGGGCGAUGCCAGCAGGGAGGUGUUUGCAUGUGCGUACUCACCAGGGGGAAACUGGGAGGUGAACGGCAGGCUGGUCCUGCCCUAUAAGAAAGGCCCCUACUGCUCUCUCUGCACCUCGGGAAUGUCUGGCUGCUUCAAACUGUGGGACCACGUCGGGGGGCUCUGCGAGAUCCCUCGGAACCCGUGCAGGAUGAGCUGUGGGCUCCAUGGCCGGCUGAACAUCUCCUCCUGUCACUGCGAGUGUGCUCCUGGAUUCACUGGCCGCUUCUGCCAGGUGAGGUGCAGCGUGCAGUGUGUGCACGGACGGUACAGGGAGGACGAGUGUUCAUGCGUGUGUGACGUGGGAUAUGGGGGGGCGGAGUGUGCAGAGAAGCUGGAGUUCCCAUUUCACAGCUGCGAUGUCCGGAUCGACGGGGAGUGCUUCAUGGUGUCUCCGGGGGCUGAGAACUACUACGGGGCAAAGAUGAAGUGCCAGGAGAAAGGAGGGGUUUUAGCACAGAUAAACAAUCAGAAGGUUCAGGACAUCCUGGCUUUUUAUCUCGGCCAAUUAGAAACCACAAAUGAGGUCACAGACCCCGACUUUGAAACAAAGAACUUCUGGAUUGGUCUGACAUAUAAAAUGUCAAAGGAUUCGUUCCGCUGGGACACUGGAGACAGCCCCGCCUUCACCAGCUUCGCCUUCGGACAGCCGGACAACCAGGGGUUUGGGAACUGUGUGGAACUGCAGGCGGCCAGUGCUUUUAACUGGAACGACCAGCGCUGUAAAACACGCAACAGAUACAUCUGCCAAUUUGCACUGGAGCACAUAGCCCUGUGGGAGAUUGCGUGAUGAGACAUGCACGAGUUCAGAUGAAGCUUGGAGACCCGAGGGGGCAGGUUUCACAAUGCAGCUGAAUGAACUACACACUGAUGAUGUUAACCACUUCUAGGAAAGACACACCACUGUGGAAUGUUCCAGAACUCUGCAGCUUUAAAAUCAGCCGCAAUGAUAUACCCGUACUUCAGUUCCUGUAACUCUGGCUGAGAUGAGUGACACUGCCAUUAUCUCUGACCUAUCUACUGUAGAAAAACGUAGUGUGCUAGAAGUGCUACUUGAAUCACUAUAGUUGCCUGGGGUAAACCAUGGUUUGGUAAAAUACGUAUAUGGUGGCAAUGUGCUACAGUAACAGUUUCUUUUCAGUUCAUCUGAAAACUGUUUGACACUGAGGGUUACUUUUCCCCUUUUUUACAGGUAAAGAUGCAAAAUGUCAAAUGCCUGCUGUUUAACAUAAGGCAUGUCAAAAUAUAUAUUAUUUCACAACAAUUCAAUUUUAAUAGAAACUACAGUAAAUACAGAGAAUGGAACAUGUGUUAUAUACUUGUGUACUAUAAUGUACUUGUAGCAUCACUUCAAUCGAGGUGCUGAUGUCUGUUUUGUAUAUAGCCUGUAUUAGGGAAGCUGUUAGCUGAGUUCAGGGCUUCCUUUUCUAGUAGAGUCACCAGUGGUCAGAGCCAGAACCAUCUUGUGCAUGACUACUGUGUAUUGCCAGCCAUGUAUUAAAAGAAAGUUGAUUCGCAGUAGCUGUGCACUAGAUGGCACUGUCUGACUGCAGACCCAUUGAUGCAUGCAGGAAAGGAAUAAACUCUUGGCUCUGUGGGCAGCCUAAUGUUAAAUAUUGUAUUUGAGCAAUAGCUUCUGAAUAAUUGCGAGCAAAGCUCUUAACUCUCAUGUAACAUUUCUACUAACGCUGUUAACACCAAUGCACUGAUUUGUACCGCGAGUUUGAACUUUUCUAGACUUUUUUUUAAAGUUAAUUAAAUAAACAAUGACACGG
This is a messenger RNA of Polyodon spathula (Mississippi paddlefish), 2389 nucleotides long. RefSeq names its product C-type lectin domain family 18 member C-like. Bases 82 to 1404 code for a protein of 440 amino acids. Lineage: Eukaryota; Metazoa; Chordata; Actinopteri; Acipenseriformes; Polyodontidae. The transcript has 12 exons. The record is from RefSeq and is a predicted model, not a curated record.